AUGCCACCUAAAAGGAGGAAACUUUUGGGACGGCGCACGGCAGCUGCCUCCGGGGCUAGAGCAGCGAGGGCGAGUGAAACCCCUGAACAGACUUCUUUGCGUCUUUCACGGAUCGCCUCGAGCUCAGCUGCUCGCUUAUCUACGAAAAGCGCCGCUGCGCGGACUGAAUGGUUGGCUUCAACGGUUUCAACCAUGUCCGCACGCCGCGCCAGGCUUUUAGCUGAAGAACGUUCACUUCAGAAUUCACAGGACGCAGUCCGUGUGGAUAGAUUGAGGGCUUCACAGUCCCUAGCACAGAAAAACCAAAGUCGUUUGCGGGAUGCCACCGCCAAAGCUUGCUCCAGGGAUUUAGAAAGCCCCGAACAAACAACUUCACGUCGUCUUAGGAAUACUAGGGCUACAGCCGCCUCUAGAGCUUCGGAAACAACCCCAAGAAACUGCACAUCAGUUUUAGAAAGCCCUCCACAGACCACUGUCCGUAGCGUUAGAAAUGCCCGCUCCACUGCAUCUGCUAGAGCCCUAGAUAGCCCUGCACAAACCACUGUUCGUCGCGUUAAAAAUGCCCGCUCUACUGCGUCUGCCAGGGCUGCAGAAAACUCUGAAGUACGCCGUCAACGGCUCGAAAACAUUAGCCAAUUUCGAGCUUCUUUGAAUGGCGUAAAUUCGCCGUCUGCGUCAUUUUGGUCAAAUGCCGCAUACAAUUAUAACUGCACUGUCAACUAUUCCCCUUGGAGAGACGUACAAACAGGGGCGAUGGAUAAAGUUUGCACUUUUUGCAAUGCAAAAAAGUGGGCCGCUGAGCAAUCUGGGCUUUGUUGCUCUGGGGGCAAAAUCAAACUCCCUUCUUUAGACGAACCUCCCCGGCCGCUUAGGGACCUCCUUCUGGAUACAACUUCGGAGUCAACGCAUUUUCUUGAAGCAAUACGUAAAUACAACUGUUGCUUCCAGAUGACGUCUUUUGGUGCGAAGGCUAUUAACAUGCUUCACGAAACUAACAGUUACACCCGAAGCUUAAAGUUUGCGUUGCAAAACAACUCUUCGCCCUCUUUCACCGUUGUCAUCGAUGCAGACAGACGGCCUCAAGGUGAGCGUGAGCGUGAGCGUCGCUUCAAUGCUCCUGCAUGUAAUGAAGUCGCCGCAGUCAUCCACGGUGAGGAGCAUAACAGCCGUGACAUUAUCAUAAGGUACCGGGGCGGUGGUCUGCGCUGCAUCAGUGAAACCCACCGUUCAUACGACUGUCUCCAAGACCCCCUUCUUUUUCCAUACGGAAGCGAUGGGUGCCGUCAACUAUUUCUUCAAUUCGCUGUUGACAUGGCUGCAAAAAUGGAGUCGGAGAAGUUAGGAUUCAUCAAGUUAAACCAAUCCAAACUUAGAACCGACUCCUACAUUCACCUUCGUGAUGGUCUGCGUUCUGAUGGUGACCCACGCAAUCUCGGCAAACCGUGCAUUUUGCCUUCCUUUUACAUUGGUGGCUCUCGAUACAGGCAUGAAAGGACACAAGACGCAAUGGCCUAUGUCCGUCAUUACGAGAGGCCUAAUUUGUUCGUCACGUUCACGUGCAAUCCGAAAUGGGUUGAAAUCACACGAACUUUUUCCAGGUCAGCAGUACUCACACCGCCCUGA
This is a messenger RNA of Acanthosepion pharaonis, 1623 nucleotides long. The record is from the annotation of a GenBank genome assembly. NCBI's taxonomy places the organism in Eukaryota, Metazoa, Mollusca, Cephalopoda, Sepiida, Sepiidae.